AGUAUAUAAUCACUGGCACCGCUCCUCCUCAAGAAUAAAUUAAAACCAGAAUAUAUUUUUUUAAUUAUUCCUUCGUUUUUCUUCCCCCCUACAUUUUGUUCCUUGAGGAGGAGGUCCACGUUCUUUCUAGUCUUUUGCCGUGUUCUGAAGCUGAAACUUUCUCUGCAAUAAUCUGUUUUGAAUUUUCAUCACUUUUCCGGUUAGGAUUUCAGUAAUAAAUCAGCUCUAAAAUUCUAGGGAGUAUAUAUACUUGUAUACAUACACGUUACGUGUAAGUUUCGUAUAUAUACUUUUCCCUUCUCCCCCAAUCUCCGCCGCACCGACUAAAUUCAGCUCUUCAUCAGCUGCAGCAGCAGCAACAGUGGCGUGCACGACGACGCCGUUUCGAUCACCGAUCUCGUCGUCCUCCGAGAAAUGGCCAAGCGCGGAUAUAAAUUGCAGGAGUUUGUGGCGCAUUCGGGGAAUGUAAAUUGUUUAAGGAUUGGGAGGAAGAACUUUCGGCAAUUUAUAACAGGUGGAGAUGAUCAAGUGGUCAAUCUUUGGUCAAUUGGCAAUCCUGCACCUUUAUCGAGUCUUUCUGGUCACUCAAGUCCAGUUGAAUCUGUAGCUUUUGAUUCUUCGGAGAUCUUGGUGGUUGCCGGAGCAUCAUCUGGUGUAAUUAAAUUGUGGGACCUUGAAGAAACAAAGAUGGUUCGCACUCUUUCUGGACACAGAUCCUAUUGCACUGCUGUGGAAUUCCAUCCAUUUGGUGAAUUUUUUGCAUCUGGUUCCAUGGACACUAAUCUAAAGAUAUGGGAUAUCAGAAAGAAAGGAUGCAUUCAUACAUAUAAGGGUCAUACUCGAGGAAUUAGCACUAUAAGGUUUACUCCUGAUGGCCGAUGGGUGGUUUCUGGUGGAUUUGAUAAUGUUGUAAAGAUAUGGGACCUGACAGCUGGAAAACUCUUGCAUGAUUUCAAGUUUCAUGAAGGACAUAUCCGAUCAAUAGACUUCCAUCCACUUGAAUUUCUUCUGGCUACAGGCUCAGCGGAUCGAACUGUUAAGUUUUGGGAUUUGGAAACUUUUGAAAUGAUUGGGUCUGCCAGGCGUGAGACUGCUGGAGUUCGAUCCAUAACGUUUCACCCUGAUGGAAGAACGCUAUUCUGUGGAUUGGAUGAUAGUUUGAAGGUGUAUUCAUGGGAGCCAGUAAUUUGUCAUGACUCUGUUGAUAUGGGAUGGUCAACACUAGGUGAUAUGUGCGUCCAUGAUGGUAAACUCUUGGGUGGUGCAUAUUUUCAGAACUCUGUUGGAGUUUGGGUAGCUGAUAUUUCGCUUAUUGAGCCAUAUGGUGGGGGUGCGAUACCUGAGCUGAAUGGCCCACCUGAGCAGAAAUAUGAAGUUCAAGAAAAUCCUUCUGAGAAAUCCGUAAGCCAUAGGAGGUCCAAUUCAAAUUUCCGCAGCAUGUCACCAGAUAUUGAUUCUAAAGACAUUAAGAAUAUCUAUGUGGAUACUGAAGCUUGUAAGCCUGUUACUUCAACAAAAGUUGGGUCUCUUAAUUCUCCAAAUGCUGUAGACCCUUCUGAACCAAAGGAGAUUACGACUUUGGCAAGUCAGAAGCAGGGCUCUGCGGUAAGGGUGCAUGCAAAGACUAAUGUGUCAGGGGAUGCCAAAUCCUUCAUUGUGCCUAUAGUGAUACCUCGUGAAUAUCCUAGUGCAAAAGAUAAGGCCGGUUCUAGAAGGGAAUCUUUUGCUAGCAGUAGGGCCAUUACUGGUACACUUAAGCCUUCCCAUAUCCGAAGGUCGUCAAAUACAAAGUCUGAUAUGGAGAAAAUCUCAACUGGAUUGGAAACCAUGUCUCUUGGCAGUAUGACGACUGCAGUGGAGACUAAAACGGAACCAAACUUCAACAGCAAGCUUGUUUGCAACAAUAAUGUGAAGGAAUUCUCUGAGGGAGAAGAUCUGAGCAUCAAGAAUGUUGGAGAGAAGCUAGAAAAAGCUACAUCGCUGACAAGACUGUCAAAUCAGGAAAAUGGUGAAAAGCCCCAGGAGUGCAACAAAGGGGUUAUUCCUAUUAGAGUUGUGAAUGGAGUGGCAGUUGUGCGAGGUAGGACACGCAGUUUGGUUGAGAGAUUUGAAAAAAGAGAGGGAUUGAGUAGUAAUGAAGCUCAAACGCCUGAGAAAGCUCCUAACUUUAGUAGCGAAGAAGCUCAAACGCCUGAGAAAGCUCCUAACUUUAGUAGCAAAGAAGCUCAAAUGCCUGAGAAUGCUCCUAACUUCAGUAGCAAAGAAGCUCAAAUGCCUGACAGAUGUCCUAGUUCAAUAACUGAGGCAGCUAAAGCAUCUUUGCAGGAUAAUAAUCCACCAAAUGCUGGAAGGGAGCCAGAUACAGAUGAUAAUCAUGCCAUUGAAGCGCUGAUGCAAAAUCAUGACGUGCUAUUAAGCACUUUUCGGUCACGCCUGACAAAGUUACAAGUGGUGCGGCAUUUUUGGGAACGCAAUGAUGUUAAAGGUGCAAUAAAUGCUAUGAUGAAGUUGCCUGAUCAUUCUGUACAAGCAGAUGUAGUCAGUGUUCUAAAGGAGAAAAUGGAGAUUAUUACCUUAGAGCUCUUCUCAUGCUUACUACCUGUGCUUUUAAGCUUACUGGAUAGCAAAAUUGAUAGGUAAGUCUAAUGGCAAAAUUUCGGCAUAAAA
This is a messenger RNA of Coffea eugenioides, 2667 nucleotides long. RefSeq names its product katanin p80 WD40 repeat-containing subunit B1 homolog. The coding region runs from base 415 to 2640 and encodes 741 amino acids. Gene Ontology annotation, molecular function: microtubule binding. The record is from RefSeq and is a predicted model, not a curated record. The transcript is spliced from 15 exons. Gene Ontology annotation, cellular component: katanin complex. Gene Ontology annotation, biological process: microtubule depolymerization; microtubule severing. NCBI's taxonomy places the organism in Eukaryota, Viridiplantae, Streptophyta, Magnoliopsida, Gentianales, Rubiaceae.